CUCUUCUCCAUGGACGAUUUGAGUAGCCGCCGCCGCCGGUUUCGCCGGCACUUGCUGUCGUCGAAAGGGGAAGAAGACUACCUCAGUAAUCUCCCGGACGAGCUUCUCAUCCACAUCCUUUCCUUCCUCCCCACCCUCGACUCCAUCCGCACCUCCGUUCUCUCCCGCAGAUGGCGUCACGUCUGGACUUCCGUCCCCGUCAUCGACUUCUCCUACCUCCAGCUAAAGUCCACCAUGAUCAAGCGCUUCUUCGCUUCCCGCGGCGACGAAUCUGCUUCUCGUCUUCGCCUAUCCGGACCCUCGUUCAAUUGUGAUUUCAAUUGUGAAUCCAGCAUGAGUCGUGACAUCCUCAUCUGCACAAUGGUCGACUAUGCCAAAUCCCACGAUGCCCGCCACGUGACUCUCCUCCGGUUCUUCUUUCAGUAUCUCAGCGAUUGUUUUUUCGACCAACUGUUCGUUUGGCCGUCGCUCGAAUCCCUGAAUAUGGAAGUCAUCGGCUGUAAGAAUCGCACAUUAUUUAACUUUUCCAAAUCCAUCGUCUCCUUCAGAUUGAGCAAUCUCAAGACACUUUCCCUCGCACUCGGCCAAAAUGCUAUACAUGACGAGAGCUUAGCGAAACUACUCUCGGCCUGCCCUGUUUUGGAAGAAUUAACAUUGAGUGCAAAAUAUUUUCAAGCCGCACGCCAACCCAUUCAAAUAGAAGCUCCAAAUCUUCUCCGAUUGACUCUGAUUCCUACUCCAUCCAAGCUCCAAAUCAACUGCCAGAAACUCGAAUACCUAAGCCUAAAGUCCGACGCCAAUUUGACGCACUUGCAUAUCGAAGCACCCUCCUUGAUCUCUGUUCGAUUAUACAAUAUUUGGCGCUUUAGAACAUUUGCUCAGACGCUCUGCGAUGUGACUACCGUAGCUAUAACUUUGUCAGAUAAACGUCUUUCAGACUCUACUCCGAGAUUCUUGGUAUGUUAA
Molecule: messenger RNA, 966 nt
Organism: Zingiber officinale
Lineage: Eukaryota; Viridiplantae; Streptophyta; Magnoliopsida; Zingiberales; Zingiberaceae
Product: F-box/LRR-repeat protein 25-like
Exons: 1
Coding region: 10-966 (318 amino acids)
Molecular function (GO): protein binding
Source: RefSeq, a predicted model, not a curated record